UUUACAUGAUUGCAAGGCAUGCAUUCGCCCGCUCACAUCGAGCGCCAACCCCCCGAAUGCAUAGUUUGUCGCGGCGCGCCUUUCGGUUGGCGAGACUGAGCUUACAAAUACCACACCCGACGACACGUUCAAGCCGCCGAUCUUUCCACGCCUCAGCCGUUGCUCGAGCUACUGACGACAGCGGUGGUAGUGGUGGUGGUAGUGGCAGUGGCAGUGGUAGCGGUAGUGCCGAGCCACGCGACGAUGGAAACAAGCCAGAAAAGGAAGACCAGAAUGGCGAGAAUAAUACCACGGGGGAGAAUCUAUUUGGGGAGACCAAUGCGACGGUGAAUGAGGAGAGUCAUGGUCGUAAGAAGCCCGGCAGCGGUUCCUUGAGGUCGCGGACCUUGCGGAAUCGAAAGGCUGAGGAGCUUCCACCCGUGCAGCUGCCCAAAUCCUUUAUUCCCAGCGCCCUAUACCGCUAUGAGGAUGGGAAGAAACCUAUGGGAUCAAAUCCCGUAGACACCAACAAGCUUCGCGAAUCAGUAGAGGCUGUGCUAUUCGAAGACGACCAAUUCCGGAUAUGGGAUGAUCCUGGAGACUCCUUACUCGGAGCUACGGCUUUGACCGAAGAAAGCGUGCGCGAGGCCAUCAAUACCCUGGCAUCAGAUUCUGUUUCUGGAGAGGCAAUUCUUGAAAGGGGGCGUCAAAUGGUUGCACUUUCCUUUUGGGCUACCGCUCUCUUAACUCGUGAAGCUUACGGAAAAGACGCGGUGAAAAAGUUGUUGGAGAACAGUUCUAUUCACAGUUCUAGCGAUAUGUAUCCGGCCCUCCAUUAUACAAAGGUACUUGCCGGAAACGAUGUACUGGGGACUCUGCGUGGAAUCUAUCCAAUACCCCGCGAUACAACAAACAAACCCACCCCCUCUGAAGGGGCUGUUGUGAAGUGGAUCGAAGAGGAAUUAUUCGAAUAUGUUGUCGCAUCUGUCAACGCCGACCUCCAAAUAAAAGCUCCCAAGAACGUCAAGCUCGCGGAUCUGCGACGGCCUGUCACUAUCAUCAAUACGCCUGGCUACUCUGGGUUUUCCAUAGGGCGUGAUCUUGUACGGCACAUCGGAGCUAGCUUGGAAGCUGACGUUCUACACAUAAGAGCACCCGAUAUUGCACGUAUUGUUGGGGGCUAUCUUUUACAAGACGCUAUGAGAGCACCUGGUGCAAUAUCGCAACUAGGAUACAAGGCUGCGGAGAGCAGCGGAAGAUCGAUACAGACAAACUUGAUGACUAGCGAUGAAGGUGAAACCUAUGAUGGCUUCCGAUUGCUACGCGAUGAUAGGUUGAAGAAGGACAACAAAAAGUCCAUCUCUCUGAUGGAUGAUUUCCUCAAUGGUCCAACUCGAGGGAAAAACGACGACCUUUGGGAAGACUUGAAGAUCAAUGCCGCUUUAGAGGAAAUUAUCCAUACUGCAGACUCCAAAUCUACUGAGCAGCGACCACUUCUCGUUCAUCUGGAUGAUUUCGUCGCUCUAAAUACGGACCUUGAAUGCGGCGCUAUGAUCGUAGGCAAGAUACGGAAACUCAUUGACAGAUUAUGGGCAGAGGAGCGAAAGAUAGUGCUCAUUGGGACCUGCUCCUCUAAAGACGCGCCGAAACCAUACAUAAGUGCAUUGACUGAACUUGAAUUAACAGAACGGGUGAUGAAUAUUCGAUUGGUUCCGGACCAUGCGCCUCUCCUUGUGCCAAAAGAACUAGCCUCAUUUGAGACCAGGCUCGAGACCUGGGAGAGAACAGACUACCUAAGAGAAAAUGAGGCCAACAUAGUACAAACGCUGGCUUCCAUGGUGGAUCUUCCACCUGACUCUACAGUAGCAACUACUGGAGAGAUAGGCAUAAGCCAGAUAGACGAGAAAAAGUUACCAAGGCCUUGGCUAACUAGCAUUCUCCCCCUCGCUGAGGUAUAUCAUAUCGCAACUGCGAUGAUUGGCUAUUCCAAAAGUCCAAUGGAUGUAUUCAACAUCCAAUCGGCUGAGAAGGUUGCCGUGGUGAUUGGGAGCCUUGAAAGACUGAGUGACAAUCACUCUGGUGACAAGAGUUCUAAAAACACACGAAGAGAAUUAAAAGAGUUUCUUGAUGGACGCAGAUACGGCCCGGAUGAAGAGAACCAUGAGAAAAGCCUCGAGUCUGGCCUGGUGAACGCGGAAGACAUCCGAACGACAUUCAAGGAUGUCCAUGCGCCACCGGAAACGAUCGAGUCUGUCAAGAUGCUCACCACACUCUCCCUAAUUCGCCCCGAGGCCUUUUCUUAUGGUGUACUUUCCACGGACAGGAUACCAGGGUGUCUCCUAUACGGCCCACCCGGCACAGGUAAGACGCUGUUAGCAAAGGCGGUGGCUAAGGAGAGUGGCGCCAAUAUGAUUGAGAUUAGUGGCGCUAGCAUCAAUAACAAGUUUGUCGGCGAGAGCGAGAAGAACGUGCGCGCCCUAUUCCGGCUAGCCAAGAAGAGGGAGCCCCUGGUGAUUUUUAUCGACGAGGCGGACGCCUUGCUAGGGGCGCGCGGAAGGGGGGAUUUACUUUCCAGACGCGAGACGAUCAACCAGUUCCUACGAGAGUGGGAUGGAAUGGAAAAGAUGAAGGCGUUCAUCAUGGUGGCGACGAACCGGCCGUUCGACCUCGACGAGGCGGUGCUCCGCCGGCUGCCCCGCAAGCUGCUGAUCGACCUGCCGACGGAGGCGGACCGUGCGGCGAUUUUGAGGAUCCACCUCAAGGGUGAGAUCCUGGACGAGGCGACGGUUUCCAUCGAGGACAUCGCCAAGCGCACGCCGCUGUACUCCGGGUCGGAUCUUAAGAACGUUUGUGUGGCAGCGGCCAUGGCGGCUGUUAAAGAGGAGCUGGAUAUGGAGCAGCAGCAAGAAAAAUUACAACAACAACAACAACAAAAACAAGGGAACGAUACAGCCACAGACACUCCGAAGAGGCGCAUCCUCCGGGAGAGGCACUUCGGCAAGGCUCUCCAGGAAAUUGGGGCCAGCGUGUCGGAGGACAUGGAGACGCUGACGGCGAUCCGCAAGUUCGACGAGAAGUACGGAGACGGCGGCCCGGCGCGCCGCCGCAAAAGGAAGGGCAUGGGGUUCGGGGUCCUCGCGGAUGCGCGCGAUGGCGAUGCGAGGGUUAGGAGUGGACGGUGAGAUGACGUGAGGUGACGUGACAGGACAUGACGUGACGGGUAUAGCGUUACUGAGAUACAUAGGUGCCUACAUACCUACCUUCCGAGGUACUAGGUAGGCACUCAGGUAGAAUAAAGUUAUCUAUACACAGGCUAGUACCUAGGUUAAUGCAUUAGUGGGUAGCAUAAUAUCGGAUCUUAGGGGCUUGGAUAGGUAUCAUGGUAUCUAGUACGGCCGGUACGCGACGAGGCUUACAUACGGCUGGACUUUGUGUGUGUGUGGCUGUAGGUAGGUUAGGUGCCGAGAUCGGUAUCUGGUGGCCACCCUGCCUUACCAUUUCUGCCUGUGCAACACACCAUAACACUUAUAAUGCAGCCUCAUCUUCAAACCC
Molecule: messenger RNA, 3531 nt
Organism: Hypoxylon fragiforme
Lineage: Eukaryota; Fungi; Ascomycota; Sordariomycetes; Xylariales; Hypoxylaceae
Product: AAA-domain-containing protein
Exons: 1
Coding region: 6-3161 (1051 amino acids)
Cellular component (GO): mitochondrial outer membrane
Molecular function (GO): ATP hydrolysis activity; ATP binding
Source: RefSeq, a predicted model, not a curated record